Gordionus sp. m RMFG-2023 is the source of this 1323-nucleotide messenger RNA. Its product is annotated as calmodulin. Lineage: Eukaryota; Metazoa; Nematomorpha; Gordioida; Chordodea; Parachordodidae. The transcript has 5 exons. Gene Ontology annotation, molecular function: enzyme regulator activity; calcium ion binding. The record is from RefSeq and is a predicted model, not a curated record. The coding region runs from base 218 to 667 and encodes 149 amino acids.
UUAAUAGACUAAAAACAUAAAAAAAAUAAACUGUAUCACAUAUUCCAUCAUAUAUUAACUAUAAAUAUUUAUGAUUAAAACAUAAUUCACAAAUAAAUUGAUUUUAUAUCGGUUUUGUUUUCCACUUAGCCUCUUCUAAAAGUGUUCGAUUACAUUAUUUCUUCAUCAUUGACCUAUCUUUAAUACAAUAAUAAGCAAUACUAAAAAUAAUAUACAAAUGGCGGAUCAAUUAACAGAAGAACAAAUAGCAGAAUUUAAAGAGGCCUUUUCAUUGUUUGACAAAGAUGGGGAUGGAACUAUAACCACUAAAGAAUUAGGAACUGUUAUGAGGUCAUUAGGACAAAAUCCAACUGAAGCAGAGUUACAAGACAUGAUAAAUGAAGUAGAUGCAGAUGGAAACGGGACAAUAGACUUCCCCGAAUUUCUGACUAUGAUGGCUCGCAAGAUGAAGGACACUGACAGCGAAGAGGAGAUUCGAGAAGCGUUCCGAGUGUUCGAUAAGGAUGGCAACGGCUUUAUUAGCGCUGCUGAAUUGAGACACGUUAUGACCAACCUAGGCGAGAAGCUCACUGACGAGGAAGUCGACGAAAUGAUUCGCGAGGCCGACAUAGACGGCGACGGACAAGUCAAUUACGAAGAGUUUGUCACGAUGAUGACCUCCAAGUAACGAUUUGAUACGCAACGAAUCCAUUCAUUCCCUUUUUCCUUUCAACAACAAAAAAAAUUUCUGUUCAAAUGAUAUUAAUUAUAUAAAAAACUAAUUUCUUAUUAAUAAACAAAAAACUUAAAUCGCUCGUUGAACAAGUUAUUCCGGAGAAAAUAAAGAUAUUAUUUUUAUUUGUUAUUUUCAUCGCUCUCACCAAUACCUAUCGGCUCAUAAUUAAUCUAAUCCAAUCCUAUUAUUUAUUUUUAAAUACUAUGAAUUAUACAUAUUACAUUUCUUUUUAUUUAAAAAAAGAAAGAUAACAAUAGGAAACAAAAUUAUUGUUUUUUAUACAAAGUGUUCUUUAUUUUUAUCUAAAAUUAUUAUCAUUAUGAUGUGUUUCUAUUUUUAUAUUCGCAAUCCAGAUAAAUUCAAUAUUUUUUUUACUGCGUUCUCAACAAAUUACUUUUUUUCAGUCUCAUGUAACAAAAAACAAUUUUGUUUUUUGGCAAAAAUGGAGGUUAAAAUCGAUAAUUGUAUAAAAUAUUUUUUUUUAAUGUUUUUUUCCCUCUUGGUUUUCUUCUAUCUGUUCGCUCGACAUUAUAUAAUUCUUUAGAUUUAUUGAUUUCUUUAUUUAAUUUUUUUUAUCCUUUUGUCACACAUAGAUAAAUCUACUUUGA